Messenger RNA from Aedes albopictus (Asian tiger mosquito), 559 nucleotides. RefSeq lists its product as uncharacterized. Bases 47 to 508 code for a protein of 153 amino acids. NCBI's taxonomy places the organism in Eukaryota, Metazoa, Arthropoda, Insecta, Diptera, Culicidae. The transcript has 2 exons. The record is from RefSeq and is a predicted model, not a curated record.
UCAGAUAUCCAUUUCGAUAAUCACAUCGAUCUAGACUUGUAUCAAAAUGAAGGUUUUCAUCGCAAUCAUCGCCCUGACCCUUGCAGUGGCUUCUCAAGCAUCGUACAUUCCGGAAACGGCUUCCUAUUCAACCUGGCCGGUUAGUACCUCGGUGUGGCCACCGAAUGGUCUCUACGGAAAAGGACUUAACAAUGGCUGGGGAUACGCUGACGCUGGCAACUGGAACUCCUACCCCAGCAUCAAUUCGUGGUCGUCUGCUUGGUCGCCGUACGGAUAUAAUAAUGGCCUCUAUGGACGUAAGACUGUUGUGGAACCGAACGUGGCCAAGUCAGCGUAUCCAUGGGGACUGCCAUGGGGAACCUAUGGCAAUGCUGGAGUGUAUGGCUGGGGACACCAUGGAAGCUAUGUGUCUUCGGUUCCAGUGAUUAAGCAGAUUGCUGCUUCAGCUGGUCCGGUUUACGUAGCACCAUCGGUUUCGUACGCUGGACAGAAAGUGAUCGUUGCUUAAACAGACUACAACCUAACAAGCAGAAUAAAUACUUUUCAUUCCUUGAUCUGA